AUGGUGGAGGUGCAUGUUGAUUUUAAGGUGAAAAUAGAGGGAAAAACUGGGGAUGCAAGAGCUAUUAAGGGUGUUUUAGGGAUUUCACAGACAAAUCCGAGUUCCACCUGCACAGGACCAGCCAGAUACUCGAGGGCUAACCAAUACUAUUCAUCUUCUCCAGCUGGGACCGACCUUCUAACUGAACUGAAGCGUUGUAUAAAGCUGCACUUGGCAAUUGUUUCGAACAAGAAGAGUGGGGACCAUUUGAAUGAUGCAUUAUGGCAAAACAUUUUGAACGCCCUGGGAAGUCACCAUAUGCAUAUCAUUUGGGCUCACAAGUACUGGCCUCUUGUAAUGGACGUUGCUAGGAGGAACAAACUUCCUACGAUAUUGAGUCUAAUUAGGUGUUGUCAAAUUAUGGGUCAAUCCGAGCAAGAUGAAUUAUCAGCAGCCCAAAUUUUCUACCCGUGCAUGCAGUUUGCUGAUGUAUUUUUUCUUAAGGUGACUUUUGGUUUAAGCGAUGAACAUCGUUGA
Messenger RNA from Fraxinus pennsylvanica, 516 nucleotides. The record is from the annotation of a GenBank genome assembly. Lineage: Eukaryota; Viridiplantae; Streptophyta; Magnoliopsida; Lamiales; Oleaceae.